Molecule: messenger RNA, 420 nt
Organism: Ichthyophthirius multifiliis
Lineage: Eukaryota; Ciliophora; Oligohymenophorea; Hymenostomatida
Exons: 4
Cellular component (GO): cytosol; mitochondrion
Molecular function (GO): deaminase activity
Source: RefSeq, a predicted model, not a curated record
AUGUCAGAAAAUACAGAAUAAAUAUUAUAAACAAUAAACACAUAAAAUGCACCUAAAGCUAUAGGACCUUAUUCACAAGCAAAAGUUGUUAGUGAAAAAGCAAAACUUUUUUACAUUUCUGGAUGUAUUUCUAUAGAUCCAUAAACAAAUUAAUUUGUUCUUAAAGACGAUGUAAUUGGUUAAACUGAAUAGGUAAUGAAAAAUUUAUGUGCUUUAGUUGAAGCAGCAGGUAGUAAUUUAGAUCAUGUUGUUAAAUGCAAUAUAUAUUUAGAUGAUAUGAAUAAUUUCUAAAAAGUAAAUGAUGUAUAUGCUAAAUAUUUUAAUGGUGAGAAUAAACCAGCAAGAGCUUGCAUUGCAGUUAAAGGUCUACCUGCAGGGGCAAAGGUUGAAAUAGAAUGUAAUGGUGUAGUACCUUAAUGA